Coffea arabica (coffee) is the source of this 1128-nucleotide messenger RNA. The record is from RefSeq and is a predicted model, not a curated record. NCBI's taxonomy places the organism in Eukaryota, Viridiplantae, Streptophyta, Magnoliopsida, Gentianales, Rubiaceae.
UUCAUAUUUGCUAGCUUGUUAUUAUAUUAUAUGUAUUAUAUAUAUUCCCAUCCCAUAAUUCCACCUCUUCAACUCCGUCUCUACCCUAUCAAACCCUAAAACGUGGUUCGAAUGGCAACCAUGAGCAAAGUGGGUGACGGGUUGAAGGCAACAAUCCUAAUGGUGGUGGUACAGGUAAUUUUUUCAGGGAUCAAUAUUAUGUAUAAACUCGCAGCCACUGAUGGGAUGGAUCUCAGGGUUUUGGUGGCUUAUCGUUUUCUUUUUGGCGCUGCUUUCAUUGUUCCCGUUGCAUUCUUUCUUGAAAGGAAAAAGAGGCCAAAACUGACCUGGAAAGUGUCCUUAUUCGCGCUUCUUUGCGGGUUAUUUGGUGGCGCACUGGGGCAGAAUCUGAUGUUAGAAAGCUUGGUACUUACGUCUGCAACAUUUUCUGCAGCUAUGGUCAAUCUGAUACCUGGUAUUACCUUUAUAGUAGCCGUUUGUUUGAGGUUGGAAAAUUUAGGGUGGCAUACACUGGCAGGUAAAGCAAAGGUGUUGGGAACAUUGAUGGGCAUUGGCGGGGCAAUGUUGUUUACAUUCUAUAAAUUUAACCUUAUGAAAAUAACUAGUCAUCAUCCAUCCCAUGCUGCUGAAACUGGUAACCUCGCACUUGGUGUUAUCCUGGCAAUAGUCAGCUGUGUCUUCUACUCCCUCUGGUUGAUUAUUCAGGCCAAGGCAGCUGCAGUGUACCCAUGUCCUCAAUCAUUUACGGCACUCGUGGUUUUCUUUGCAUCACUUUUCGGUACUGUUUCUGCACUUUGCAUGCAGCGAGACUGGAGUCAAUGGAAGUUAGGAUGGGAUAUUAGGCUCCUAACGGUAGCAUAUGCGGGGAUUGUGGGCUCAGGAAUCAUGUUCGUAGUGAUUGCUCAAGUUGUAGGAAUGAGAGGUCCAGUGUUUGUGUCAGUUUUCAAUCCACUGCUGCUUAUAUUUGUUGCAAUAGUCGGAUCACUUGUACUGGAUGAGAAGCUGUACUUGGGAAGCUUGCUUGGAGGCAUUCUCAUAAUUGCUGCAUUAUUUGUUGUCUCGUGGGGAAAAAGCAAAGAGAUUAAAAAGAUAUACUCAACCGGUGCCAGAAGAGGACACGAGCAUUGA